This is a messenger RNA of Triplophysa dalaica, 1148 nucleotides long. RefSeq names its product BLOC-1 related complex subunit 5 (gene borcs5). The transcript has 5 exons. The record is from RefSeq and is a predicted model, not a curated record. Gene Ontology annotation, biological process: organelle transport along microtubule; positive regulation of anterograde synaptic vesicle transport; lysosome localization. Gene Ontology annotation, cellular component: cytoplasmic side of lysosomal membrane; BORC complex; synaptic vesicle membrane. Bases 293 to 880 code for a protein of 195 amino acids. Lineage: Eukaryota; Metazoa; Chordata; Actinopteri; Cypriniformes; Nemacheilidae.
CAAUGACGUCAUCAUCGUGCGCCCUAUGUCAUCAAACCGGAUGCCUGUUUUUAACCAUUAGUUUUACGCUGUAUUUGUUUAAACAACAUUGAGUUUUACAGUGUUAUCGGCAACAAAUGUUGUAAUUUAGCACCCCGCAACGUUGUUCAAUUAAAAUGUUAAAAUCAGAGAAUUUCCAUUGACGUUUACACAUCAGUAAUAAAAUAUUCCGCCGAUUUAAAUCGCAGCUGUUAAAUAGCUAAAAACAGGAUAAGCAAGGUUUAGUGUGUUGACCACAUAAAUCCAGUGCACCAUGGGUGCUGAACAAAGUGGAGAUGCUGAACACAAGCAUUUAGACUUCAGUACUUCAGUUGUACCUUCUCCAGCAAAGCAAAGAGCCAAAAUGGAUGACAUAGUGGUUGUGGCUCAAGGAACACAGUCAUUACGGAACAUCCAUAAUGAUCCGGAUGUCAUAAAGCUACAAGAAAUUCCCACCUUUCAGCCUCUUCUUAAAGGUGUACUCAGUGGGCAAACUUCCCCCAGCACUGUUUGUCUAGAAAAACUAGAUUCUGCACAGGUACUACAGCUGUGUGUCCGAUAUCAAGAUCAUUUACACCAGUGUGCAGAGGCUGUCGCCUUUGACCAGAACGCUCUGGUCAAGAGGGUCAAAGAGAUGGAUCUUUCCGUGGAGGCACUUUUCAGCAUCAUGCAGGAGAGACAAAAACGUUACGCCAAGUACGCCGAACAGAUCCAAAAGGUCAAUGAGAUGUCCAUGAUUCUGAGACGCAUCCAGAUGGGCAUUGACCAAACGAUACCUCUGAUGGAGCGUCUCAACAACCUUCUACCUGAAAGUGAGCGUCUGGAGCACUUUAGCAUGAAGCAUGAUGGAGACAUUAAAUAGCGUCCAGCAUCACCUGGGGUCAUGCUAACAAAGUGGCAUUGUACAGAAUGACUGGUGCUUUGGUCCUUUUCGUUUUGCACUCUGAGAAUCUUGCUGUCUGGAUCUAGCCAUAAAAACGUUAUGUGUUACAUAUUGUAAAAAUGUCAAAAUGGUUAAGUCAUGUAUGUGUACAUAUACCUGUUAGGCUUAAAAGAGUGCUUUUAAAGCAUGAUAACAUAUAGUUUUGCCUAAUUUAAAAACAAAUUUAAUAAAAAUGAUUCACUAAUAA